GGUUGUCAGGCAGCGGCGGGGGCUGCCGCGCCGGGGGAGCGGGCACCGGGCCCCGGGGCGCUCCUGCCGCCAUCCGGGUUCCAACGCCCCCGCCCCCGGCCCUUCUGGGCGCGCCCGCUGCUCUUCGCCUCCCGGACGGGGAGGCGGGUGAGGAGCCGGUCCCGGGGGAGCUCGGAUGCAUAGCCCGGCGGUGGUAGGACACAUCGGCGGAGCCUUGCCGGGACGAGGACGGCGCCGCAGCCCUGCCCCCGGAGCGGCCGCGCGGAGCCAUGGCCGUGGCCAUCACCACGAAGACGGCCUGGAAGCUGCAAGAGAUCACUGCUCACAGCAGCAACGUCUCCUCACUAGUCCUGGGGAAAAGUUCUGGCCGGCUGCUGGCAACUGGAGGAGAUGACUGUCAGGUCAACAUAUGGUCAGUGAACAAGACCAACUGCAUCAUGAGUCUGACAGGCCACACGGCACCCAUUGAGAGCCUACAGAUCAAUACCAACGAGGAGCUCAUUGUUGCAGGGUCCCAGUCAGGGUCCAUUCGAGUUUGGGACCUGGAGGCUGCCAAAAUUCUUCGUACCUUGGUUGGUCACAAAGCAAAUAUCUGCAGCCUUGAUUUCCAUCCUUUUGGAAGCUUUUUGGCAUCUGGCUCUUUGGACACAAAUGUUAAGCUCUGGGAUGUCAGAAGAAGAGGCUGUGUCUACAGGUACAAGGGUCACACAGAAGCAGUCCGAUGUCUCCGCUUUAGUCCUGAUGGGAAAUGGUUGGCCUCUGCUGCUGAUGAUCACACUGUAAAGCUGUGGGAUCUGGCUGCUGGGAAGAUAAUGUUUGAGUUUACAGGGCAUACUGGCCCAGUAAGCGUUGUGGAAUUCCAUCCCAAUGAAUACCUUUUGGCUUCUGGUAGCUCUGACAGGACUGUUCGGUUCUGGGACUUGGAGAAGUUUCAAGUUGUGAGCUGUAUUGAGGAGGAGGCCACUCCUGUCAGGUGUGUGCUCUUCAACCCAGAUGGCUGCUGCUUGUACAGUGGCUUCCAGGACUCGCUGCGUGUGUACGGCUGGGAGCCAGAGCGAUGUUUCGAUGUGGUCUUGGUGAACUGGGGAAAAGUUGCUGACUUAUCUAUCUGCAACAACCAGCUGAUAGGAGUUUCCUUUGAAAAAAACACAGUCUCUUCCUUCGUUGUGGAUCUCAGCAGAGUCACAAAGUCUGGUUCUGUUGCUCAUGGACUGAUCAGGGACAAUGAGCCUCUUGUGCCACCUACCUCAACGGGAUCCUCCCUUCGCCGCAUCUAUGACAGGCCUUCAACUACCUGCAGCAAGCCCCAGAGUAGAGUGAAGCACAACUCGGAGAGUGAGAGGCGCAGCCCCAGCAGUGAAGAUGACCGGGAUGAGAAGGAAUCCAAGGCCGAGAUCCAGAAUGCAGAGGAUUACAACGAGAUCUUCCAGCCCAAGAAUGCGAUCUGUCGAACUCCUCCUCGAAACAACGAGCCCUUUCCUGCCCCUCCUGAGGACGAGCCCAUAACUGCCCAGGAAGCAGUGAAGUCCAGCCAAGCUACCGACGUCCAGACCCCGCUGCCAAAACAGGAACUUCUUGAUCCGGUUCAGAGGCCACCAAUUGCUUCUUCAACUCCUUUGACCAGGACAGAGCCAUCAGUGAUUCCUGCAGCCAGAAAUGAACCCAUUGGCCUGAAGGCUUCUGACUUUUUACCUGCUGUGAAAAACCAAAGCCAGACAGAGCUUGUGGAUGAGGAAGCCAUGUCCCAGAUCAGGAAAGGACACGAGACCAUGUGUGUGGUGCUCACCAGCCGCCACAAGAACCUGGACACCGUGCGAGCUGUCUGGAGCAUCAGUGAUAUCAAGAACUCUGUGGACUCUGCAGUGGCCAUCAACGAUCUGUCUGUUGUUGUGGACCUCUUGAAUAUUGUCAACCAAAAAGCGUCUCUCUGGAAGUUGGAUUUGUGUACCAUAGUCCUGCCGCAGAUAGAGAAGCUACUCCAAAGUAAAUAUGAAAGUUAUGUGCAAACUGGCUGCACUUCUCUGAAACUCAUUCUCCAGAGAUUCCUGCCGCUGAUCACAGACAUCCUCACUGCACCACCUUCUGUCGGAGUGGACAUCACCAGAGAGGAAAGGCUCCAUAAAUGCAAACUGUGCUACAAGCAGCUGAAAAACAUCAGCAACAUCGUCAAGAACAAGUCUGGGCUCAGCGGCCGCCAUGGUAGUGCCUUCCGGGAGCUGCAUCUCCUCAUGGCUGUCCUGGAGUGACACCUCCUCACUGCAGACACAGGUGGCCAAGCUUCCCUCUGCUCCUGGUCUGGCUGGAUUUUGCCUCCCUCCAUGUGUCCAUCUUCCCCCCACGGUGCAGUAGGGAAGUGGAAUCUAGCUGGCUGGUUGCUGGCCCAGCCCCAGUGCCUUUUGGGCUGGAUGGAGGGAGGACCCGAGCGGAAUGGUGUCCUUGCUGGGUGAGGGGACCUGGCUGGGAGAGGACCCUGCAGAGCUGCUGUAGGGAAGCAGCUUCAUUUUAACUCUUCAUCUCUCAUCAGUUUCUGAGCUGCUCUUGUCUGUGUGCUGGCCUUUCCCUGUCAGGAGGGCUCCCAGCCUGCUGUCACCCCUGCUUCACCCAUCUCUGCUGUCCCUUCUUGUCAUGUGGCUCUGGGACCACAGUGCCUGCCCCACAAGAGCUUGCUGUGGGGUGGAGUGCCCUUUCCCCAUAGAAAGGACUUCAUCUGCCAUGUGGGACCAGCUCCCUUGGCUUGCUCGGACACACAUGAGCCAGGACACUGUGCCAGCAUGCCUGGUGUGGUCUUGAGGACCUGUAUGGAAGAGGCUGACUCUUGGCUUCUCAAAAAUUCCUGCUGGCACCCGCAGAAGAUUAGUAUCUUCAGACUUGCUGGGAACUGAGGUCUACCUAGAUCUGCUAAAAUACCUGACUUCAAAAGGACUUGUCAUAUGUGUUUGCCUUUGGGGGUAAGGAUGUGGGAGGGUGGAGGAACAGAGGGAUGUGGAGUAAUGUCUUUCUGUAUCCACUGGACCACUCUUAGAAGUUUUUAUCUUUUUCCCCCCCACCCCAAUAAAUAUGUCAGAACCUUUCUGUCCCUCUUUCUUCUUUCCUGUGGGGAAAGAGGUUCCUGUUGGUGCUUCCCCUGCUCCUCCCAGCCUGUCUCCCAUUUUAUACACUGGAGCCUGUUUUCUGGGAAACUGUAAUUUAUAAUGAAUUUUAUUAAAAGAUUUGUAACUUUUUUUUUUUUUUUUUAA
Molecule: messenger RNA, 3236 nt
Organism: Apus apus (common swift)
Lineage: Eukaryota; Metazoa; Chordata; Aves; Apodiformes; Apodidae
Gene: KATNB1
Product: katanin regulatory subunit B1
Exons: 20
Coding region: 270-2246 (658 amino acids)
Biological process (GO): microtubule severing; microtubule depolymerization
Cellular component (GO): katanin complex
Molecular function (GO): microtubule binding
Source: RefSeq, a predicted model, not a curated record